This is a messenger RNA of Suillus discolor, 1380 nucleotides long. RefSeq names its product Alpha/Beta hydrolase protein. The record is from RefSeq and is a predicted model, not a curated record. Lineage: Eukaryota; Fungi; Basidiomycota; Agaricomycetes; Boletales; Suillaceae. Gene Ontology annotation, biological process: lipid metabolic process. The transcript is spliced from 7 exons. The coding region runs from base 277 to 1212 and encodes 311 amino acids.
CAUGUCGUUUAAUUUAAAUGGUAUCAUCGGACCUAAACCAUAUCUUCCCAGUCUCGGACCGGUUGGCAAACCUCCAAGUUCUGCCAGAAUAGUUGCACUGCAUGGCACUAGCUCUCCUGUGCCCGUUUUCGCGAGCUGUUAAUCUACCAAACGCAGUUGUCGUUCCAAAACACUCAGUAUAAAUAAGAUCAUGUUUCCUUCACAACGCUACCAACCACAUCCCUCUCCUGGGACCCGGCAUUCCAGCUGUUCACCCAUUACAUUUUGCAGUACAUCAUGUUUUUCCUUUCUUUUGCUUCAAGCCUUGUGCUAGCAUGCAUCUUGCAGGUUGCGGCGGUCUCUUAUCGCGCACCUCCUGCAAUGCGUCGGGCGGAUGUCUCAGUUGUCACUCAGAUGUCGUCUACCGAUGUAGCUGAUCUGAAGCCAUAUGCUGAAUUUGCUCGUAUUGCUUAUUGUUCGCCUCUCAUCGUAGAGGGCUGGAAGUGUGGCAAAUCUUGCGAGGCGUUGCCUGAUUUCAAGGUUUCUCUCACUGGGGGUAACGACAACAGUAUCCAAUAUUACUACGUUGGCUACUGGCCGACAAAAAAUACCGUGGUAGUUGCUCAUGAAGGUACGGACCCAACUUCAAUCCUAGCUGUUCUUACUGAUGCCAAUGGGUUGGUGGAACACCUGGACUCCACGCUUUUCCCUGGUGUCAAUGGGAACGUCAAGGUUCACAGCGGAUUUGCCGACGAGCAUGCGAAAACUGCGAGCGCCAUCUUGAAGGAGGUGAAGAGCUUGAUCUCUCAAUAUAACGCCACGAGUGUCACACUGGUCGGGCACUCUCUGGGAGCCGCCCUCGCGGAGAUCGAAUGUGUGUUUAUGGCCUUGAACCUUCCCUCCAACAUCCAUAUCAAAGGUGUGACAUAUGGUACACCCCGCGUAGGAAAUCCAGCAUGGGCCGCUCUCUUUGAUUCCUUGGUAUCGGACUUCAAACGCGUUAACAAUAAGAAGGACAUUGUCCCGAUUGUUCCGGGGCCCGAGCUGGGCUACUCACAUGUCCAUGGAGAGGUCCACAUCAUAUCUGAUGAUCAGGUAGUCCUGUGUCCAGGUGACGAUGAUUCCACGGAUGAUCAGUGCACAGUCAAGAGUGUGCCCAACAUCUUUGCGGGCAAUAUCUUGGACCACUUGGGUCCAUAUCAAGGGAUUUAUAUCGGCUAUUGCCCACCGUAAUUGACAUAGACUGGGGCAGGCCUUACAUAUUGACAUUCGCGACCUUAGAGACCAGAAGGACAACUGAGGGUCUCAUAGAAUAGAAAGUAUUGUCAUACAAAAAAUACGGACACAAAUUGGAAUCUAAAAAAAUUAGCAUGGCCUUGUAUUAUAUACCUGAACGCUGGG